Messenger RNA from Eimeria necatrix, 216 nucleotides. RefSeq lists its product as hypothetical. The transcript has 2 exons. The coding region runs from base 1 to 216 and encodes 71 amino acids. Lineage: Eukaryota; Apicomplexa; Conoidasida; Eucoccidiorida; Eimeriidae. The record is from RefSeq and is a predicted model, not a curated record.
AUGCUGCUGUUCUGGACUGCGUCGCCGGCGCUGAUUUACUACUCUGUUGUAAACCAAAAAAAGGAAGACUAUGCCCGCCGCUACUCAGGAGUCAUAAGGGACCUGGAGAGACGCGUGCAGCAGCAGCAGCAGCAGCAGCAGCAGCAGCCGCAGCUGGCCACGCAGCAGCAGCAGCAGCUGACGCAGCAGCAGCAACAGCAGCCACAGCAGCUCUGA